This is a messenger RNA of Fusarium poae, 975 nucleotides long. RefSeq lists its product as uncharacterized. The coding region runs from base 1 to 975 and encodes 324 amino acids. NCBI's taxonomy places the organism in Eukaryota, Fungi, Ascomycota, Sordariomycetes, Hypocreales, Nectriaceae. The transcript has 3 exons. The record is from RefSeq and is a predicted model, not a curated record.
AUGUCGAUCAUGACGGUUACAAAGCUUAAACAUUACAACUUUGGUGUUGAGAUCGAAGCUGUUGUGAAGCCUUAUGGUCCUGUGGAAAGUUUUACCAACGUUGACUGGUAUCGACAACUUGCCCAGAAACUAAGGAACCGAGACAUUGCAGCAGUACACGAUGACUGCUCAAAGUACAGCAAACACCCAGAGUACUACGGUGGCAAGUGGUUUGUCACUAGAGAUGGUUCUCUGAAGAGAGAGCGUCCUAUGGUCUGCAUGGAAGUCGUCUCCCCUCGUUUGGAUACCAAGCAACCCGUCAGUCAAAUCCUCGGUGACUUCUGGGAAGCCAUGCGAGUGCACUUCAGUCCUCAGCGCGACAUCUCCUGUGGAGGCCACGUCCACAUUACUCCCGUCUCCAGUCACAACAAGUUCUCAUUGCGCAGUCUCAAGAAGAUUGCUUUUGCAACGGUCCUCUAUGAAGAUUUCGUCGCGGCCAUGCUUCCUAGGGUCCGUCGUGAGAACCAGUACUGUCGCCCCAAUAGUCAGAGUAUGGGUUCUGGACUGCGCGACACGCUGUUGAUGUUUGGGAGGAACAAGAGCUCACUGAUGAAAGUAGCGGCAUCAAUCAAGGCUGCAACAUCAGAGAUUGACUUGUGCUACUACAUGCAAGGAAACAGAUACGUGCUCUGGAAUUUCCAGAACAUCUUCCCAAGUCCCAAGACCGGAAAAUGCACUGGCACGGUGGAAUUCCGAGGUGGUAACCAAUUCCUGAACACAACCGGAACCCUUGCCUGGGUGGCAUUUGUGAUGGGUUUCAUCACGUUGGCUAUAGAGGAGGAUCUCAUCAACAAGUUUACUAUCUUCACAACAUCUGAUGAUCCAAAGUUCCAAGCACGUAUUGAAAGCUGGUGGAAACGGAUUCGCUCAUCGGCCAAGGCAUCCAAACUUAGCCGAUAUCUCCCUUCGGAGUAUACUGCAAUGCAUACCCGAUAA